ACACGUAAUUUAGGGUUUAGACCCUUAAUAAAGGUGCUUGCGUAAAACCUUCAAGAUAAAUCAAAUCAGGUAACCAUCCGAUUCCAGCCAAUUCUUCAAAUCGCGAACAAUAUUCGUCUAUGAUUUUUCUCUUGUUUGAUCCAUAAAAUCUGUUCAUGUGUCUCAUCAUCUCCUUCGCGUUAAGGGCAGUAGAUGGUGAAUUUCGAAAUAUUGUUCUGCUCGAAAAAUCCAACAUUCCCGAUCGGAAUCAUCCAAGACAGGCAAUUUCGACCUUUGAUUUCUCUGAUUCUACGGCCUUUUUGUGAUAUCUCCUUUCAACUCUUCCACUGUCUGUUCUAACCCAGUUCACAAGAAAAAUUCAACACAUCCACACAUUCAACAAGACCAAUUUGAGAGGUCUGAGAAAUGCCGGGUGCUCAGGAGGAAUCCUCAGAAGUUGGAGGUUCCAUAUCCGUUGGACAAGAUGGACAAGAUGGACAAAAUGGACAAAAUGGAAAGGAUGAGCUAGAACUGCAUUCAGUGUUCUGGAAUCAAGACUAUAGUUGUUUUGCUGCGGGUACAAGCUGUGGGUUUCGUAUUUACAAUUGUGAUCCUUUCAAGGAAACAUUUAGACGUGAGAUGGGAAUUGGUGGAUUUAAAAUUGUUGAGAUGUUGUUUCGGUGCAACAUUUUAGCACUUGUGGGCACUGGAACUAAUUCUCUAUAUCCACCAAACAAAGUUUUGAUAUGGGAUGAUUAUAAAAGUCAAUGCAUUGGUGAAUUUUCAUUUAGGUCUGAGAUUCGAGCUGUAAAACUGAAACGUGAACACUUUAUUGUUGUACUUGAGCAUAAAAUUUAUGUUUAUACGUUGAUGGAUGUCAAGCUUCUUCAUCAAAUUGAGACUGUUGCGAAUCCAAGGGGCUUAUGUUGCCUUUCCCACCAUGUAAAUACGUUUGUGCUGGCUUGUCCUGGUGUUCAACGUGGGCAGGUGCAUAUUGAACACUUUGGGCUAAAUAUGACGAAGCUAUUCAAUGCACAUGAUUCUCAUAUUGCAUGUAUGACGCUGACAAUGGAUGGUCUACUUCUUGCAACUGCUAGCACUAAGGGUACUUUGAUAAGAAUUUUCAAUACAUUGGAUGGAACGCUCUUGCAAGAGGUACGAAGAGGAGUGGAUAGAGCAGAAAUCUUCAGUCUUGCUCUCUCCCCAAAUGUCCAAUGGUUGGCAGCGGCAAGUGAUAAAGGCACUGUUCAUGUUUUCAGCCUUAGAGUUAGAGUGGCUGGCGUAGAUUCGUCUUCUGAUACAAAUGUAAUUCAGGGGCCAACACCAUUCCAGCAAAAUUCUUCUAAUUCCCUUGACACUCUUGUUCCUUUGAAUACCGGUUCAAACCCUAGUUCAUCAUUGUCAUUCAUGAGAGGGGUCCUACCAAGAUACUUCAGUUCAGAAUGGUCAUUUGCUCAGUUCCAUUUGCCGGAGGUGGCACAGUUUAUUGCAGCAUUCGGAUCUCAAAACACUAUCAUUAUCGUUGGCAUGGAUGGGAGUUUCUACAAGUGUAGUUUUGAUCCAGUGCGAGGAGGGCAAAUGUUGCAGCAGGAAUGCAUCCGUUUCUUGAAAAUGGAAAUAGGAGCUGAUAGAAUUGAUCUAUAGGCUUAUUAUGCCCAAUAGAUUAUUCUCUUCCCUUGUGAAUACAAACACUUUGAUGAUAUCUGUCAAUAUAAAUAAUCAUUUGGAGGUACUGCAUUUUUUUAA
Messenger RNA from Benincasa hispida (wax gourd), 1725 nucleotides. RefSeq names its product autophagy-related protein 18c-like. The record is from RefSeq and is a predicted model, not a curated record. Gene Ontology annotation, molecular function: protein binding. NCBI's taxonomy places the organism in Eukaryota, Viridiplantae, Streptophyta, Magnoliopsida, Cucurbitales, Cucurbitaceae.